Molecule: messenger RNA, 5572 nt
Organism: Panonychus citri (citrus red mite)
Lineage: Eukaryota; Metazoa; Arthropoda; Arachnida; Trombidiformes; Tetranychidae
Product: potassium channel subfamily T member 2-like
Exons: 19
Coding region: 816-5408 (1530 amino acids)
Biological process (GO): potassium ion transport
Cellular component (GO): membrane
Molecular function (GO): intracellular sodium-activated potassium channel activity
Source: RefSeq, a predicted model, not a curated record
AUGUGAAUGUGAACUUUUUCCUUGUCUUCCUUCAUGAAAUUAACACUCAAACUUUUUUCCAAAACUGGAUCAAUAUAUUUAUAUAACAAAAUAAUAGUAGCGAUUGAAAUCACCAUGAAAUUCAGUCUGAAUCAUCUGAUUAGAUUGAGAUUUUCAUCAAUUCUUUUCAGGGAAAAAUUUAGGAUUAGUAUUGUCACCAUUCAACCAUUAUAAUCACUUUGAGUAAUAUUGAUUGAUCUCAAUUGUAAAUUGUAAAUAUUAGUUUAUCAAUUCAACUGGUCAUCUUAAAUUGAUCACAAUCAGUUGAUUAUCAAACAAUUUUAAUGUUCAUGGCAUUUAAAAGGAUUUGAUUGACAAGUAAACAAAUCAAAUCAAUUUAAUGCAACUUUUUAUUUCAAUUAUGUGACAAUCAAUCAAAACCAGUUUCCAAUACUUAAUCAAAAUAAUCAUACACUGAUUAUGGUUAACAAUCAGAUUGAUUAAACUGGAUUAAAACCAUUGGAUUAAUAGCAAAGGAUAAUGAUCAUCAUUUCUGUUUAUUGUUUCAUCAGUUAUUCAUUCAAAAGUUAACCUAAAGUUCAACAAUUAUCAUGAACUUUCAUGUUUCAUUGAAACAAUUGAAAUCUCAUCAAUUUCGGAUUAAUAAAUUGUUACGUCGAUUUAAUCAACUUGAAAAGUGUUAAGUGUACAUUUAACGAGUUCGAGUUGGAGUUUAAAACUUUUUACUCUACGAGUGUUUAGUUUAUUUCAAUUGUUUCGAAUUUGGAAUUUUUUUUCUCUCUCUCUCACUUUUCCUCUUUUUCAAAAGAAAUAAAAUGAGUUCGAAAGUAAGUGAACUUCGACGUGAUACUCUACCGGGACCUGGAACUUCGUACCAAGGGGCAAGUCGCUCUUCCCUCGGGUUACCAUUUGAUCCAACGCUUUCUGAUCUUCAACAUCGAUUAUCACGUUCUGAUGAAAGGGUUCGAGUUGAAUUCUAUGUGAAUGAAAAUACGUUUAAGGAAAGGCUUCAGGAAUAUUUGAUUAAGAACAAGAAAUCAAGUUUUCGUAUUCGAGGAGUUAAAAUGGUCCUAAAACUUUUCGCUUGUUUACUUUAUGUAAUUCGGGUUAUGCUUGAUGAUGGACCUGAUCCAGCUGAUUGUCCAGCUUGUAAUCAUAUUGGUCCAGUUAAAGGAUCUAAAUCAAUGUAUCAAACGAUUCCGUCCUUCUCUGAAAAUAAGACAGUUAUAUCUUUGAAUACUGGUCCAAUUAAUUGGAAGGGAAUCAUUUGGGUUCAACGUAGUUUCAUCAUUUGGCUAUUCGAAGCGAUCAUUUCAAUAUUAUUCAUAUCAGAGGUUAUCUUGUUAGUUUAUUUAACCAAAAAGAGCAGUUUAAUGAGGACACUUUUUUCAUUCUAUUUUAUUCUGGAAAUAGUUAAUAAUACACCAUUUUUUAUCUCGAUAUUUUAUCCACCAAUACGAAGUAUUUUUGUUCCAACUUUUCUUCAUUGUUGGCUGGCUAAGCAAACACUUGAGAAAAUGUUUAAUGAUGUUCACCGAGCGAUGCAACAAUCUCAAUCAGCCUUAUCACAGCGAUUAACAAUUUUAAUCACAACCUUAAUUUGUCUUAUAUUUACAAGUGUCUGUGGAUUUCAACACUGUCAACGAGCCGGUGGACGAAAUGUCAACCUAUUUGAAUCGCUUUACUUUGUGGUGGUGACUUUUGCCACGGUGGGUUAUGGUGAUUAUAAACCUGAGAAUAUGCCUAGUCAGUUGUUCAUGGUGAUUAUGAUUUGUGUCGCUCUGAUUGUACUUCCAACACAAUUUGAACAAUUAGCCUGCACUUGGAUGGAGAGACAAAAAUUAGGUGGUAAUUACAGUGUUCAAAGAGCUCAAACUGAGAAGCACGUUGUCGUUUGUAGUACCACUUUACGAACGGACACCGUGAUGGACUUUCUCAAUGAAUUUUAUGCUCAUCCACUUUUACAGGAUUUUUAUGUUGUACUUUUAUCACCCUGUGAACUUGAUACAACCAUGAAGAUGAUACUCCAAGUACCAAUGUGGGCUCAGCGAGUUAUUUAUAUUCAAGGUUCAGCACUGAAAGACUCUGAUCUUACAAGAGCGAGGGUCGAUGCAGCUGAGGCUGUUUUCAUACUGGCUGCUCGUAACUAUGCUGAUCUUGGAGCUGCUGAUGAACAUACGAUUUUAAGAUCUUGGGCUGUAAGGGAUUUCGCACCCAGUGUACCUCAAUAUGUUCAAAUCUAUCGACCCGAGAAUAAGAUUCAUGUUGUUUUCGCAGAGCACGUUGUUUGUGAAGAUGAAUUUAAAUAUGCACUUUUGGCCAACAAUUGCCUUUGUCCAGGAACUUCAACAUUGGUCACUCUUUUGCUUCACACUUCACGGGGACAAGAGGGUCAAACAUCAGAUGAAGAGUGGCAUCGAUUAUAUGGUAAAUGUUCAGGGAACGAAAUCUAUCACAUUCGAUUGAGUGAUUCACGAUUUUUUGGUGAAUACGAAGGAAAAAGUUUCACCUAUGCUUCUUUUCAUUCUCAUCGAAAAUAUGGAGUGGCCUUGAUUGGAGUUCAAACCGAUAUGAAAGGUACUUGGCCGAUUAUGUUGAACCCUGGGCCAAGUUACAUCCUGAAAGCAUCUGAUAUAUGUUUUUAUAUGAAUAUUACUAAAGAGGAAAACUCGGCUUUCCUAUUGACUCCUAAUUCGGAGGUAGUUGGUUCAGUGAGUGCACGGGGUGGGACUAAUAGUGCUUGUUCUGAGAGUCGACCCAUGAUGAGUGGGGGUGGACAUACUUCAGGCUACAAUCAGCAACAAUCAACUAUAACCUCGGGCGGUGGUACUACUUUCAUGUCGAGUAAUUUAAUCAAAGUAAAUAGUAGCCUAUCUGUUGGUGGGUCAAUUGAAAUUGGAUUGACCACUUGUGAUACUACCGGUGAUGAGUCGGGUGAAAAUUUGUUGAAAGCCGAUGAACAGGAUAUCAUCAGAAGGCUAUCUUCCGUUUCAAGUAUUUCCACGGGAGAUUGUCUCUCAGUGAGUAGUAAGAAAAAUUCAAUGAUUGAAAUGCUUGGUGGUUCACCUUCAAAUCGACGGAAAUCAAGUUCAAUUUUCGGUUCAUCAACUGACCUUGAUUCAUCGAGAAAAUCUCGCCGCGACUCAUCUCCAGCGCGAAUAAAAAAAGUUGUCUCCGAUUUUGCCGCUAAAACGAAAAAAGUUAUGAGUCGAAAAGGAGGAAUUCACCUUGAAGUGCCUCGAAUUGAGUUUGGCCUUCCCUCGAGAGACUCAUCACCGACCGAUGUGGUCUCAGCGAGAGGACGAAGACCCUCAAUUGCAGCAGUUCCCGUUAUGUUUGACGAUUCUCUAGACGAAGAGGAUUCAGAGUCGAAAGAUGAAAAGUUUAAAGAACCCAAAGAGAAACUAUGUGAUCUUACCUGGAUAACACCGGCCGAAAGUUCAGAAGUUGUGAAAGGAUUCCCUCCAGUGUCACCUUACGUCGGUGUUAGUCCAACCCUUUGCUACCUUGUAAAGGAAAAGAAACCCGCUUGUUGUAUGAUGUUAGCCACCGAAUGUGAACAUUGUACCCAUCGAAAUGCUCGUGAAUACAAUUGGACAACUCGGUGUAUAAUUCUAGCAGCCGAUUUCGCAUCUAACGCUAUUUACAACUUUCUAGUUCCACUUCGAGCCCAUUUUCAUUCAGCUAAAUCUCUACAACCGAUAAUCAUACUCCUCGAAACGGAACCAACUCAAGCGUUUAUUGAUGCGAUCUCAUGGUUUCCAUUAGUCUAUUGGAUGCAAGGUUCAAUUGACAGUUUGGAUGAUUUAAUUAAAGCAGGAAUCAAUCUCGCUGAUUCAGUUGUUGUGGUUAAUAAGGAGACAACCAAUUCCGCCGAGGAAGAUUACCUCGCUGAUUGUAAUACAAUUGUCGCAGUUCAAACAAUGUUCAAAAUGUUUCCAAGUGUCCGAAUCAUAACCGAGUUAAGUCAAUCCUCGAACAUGAGGUUUAUGCAAUUUCGAGCCCAUGACACUUAUGCACUUUCACUCUCGAAAAUGGAAAAGCAUGAACGGGAAAUUGGUUCACAUAUUUCGUACAUGUUUCGACUUCCCUUUGCCGCUGGUUCGGUUUUCAGUGCUUCAAUGCUGGACACUUUAUUGUAUCAAGCGUUUGUCAAGGAUUACAUGAUAACAAUAAUUAGAUUGUUACUUGGAAUUGAUCAGGCUCCAGGUUCUGGUUUCCUGUCCUCCAUGAAGAUCACAAAAGAUGACCUUUGGAUACGAACUUAUGGUAGAUUGUAUCAGAAACUCUGCUCGACAACAUGUGAGAUUCCAAUUGGUAUCUAUCGAACUCAAGGUUCUCACACUCCUGAUGCAACAACUGUAAGUUCGCGACUACGAACAUGGACAAACUGUUCAAGACAAAAUCGAUCAUCUUUACUGACUUUCUCUCUUUUCUCGCAGAUAAACUUGGACUUUGUUUUUCCAGUUCUAAAUGAACGAGUUCGAUACCAACAAUUAUCCGCCGAAAUCGAACGUCAAGAGAUUGGGAAUUUGGUCAAGAAUCGAAUGCAAGAUUUAGGAUGCCCCAUCGAAGAUUAUGAUGAUGUAUCGGAAAAACGAAGCACGAUAUCGUACGUCAUUAUUAACCCUUCGUGUGACCUGAAAUUAGAGGAGGGCGACUUUAUCUACCUAAUUAGACCCUCGCCUAUUAAGAGUAAGAAAACAUUCCUAACCCGUGGUAAUUCAAUUCGAGCUUCAAAAGCAUCGUUAAAACGUAAACGAAGUCGAACCGGUUCGGUAACAUCAAAUUCUAACGGUGCCAAUAUGAGUCAUAGUUCUGUAGGAGGACAAAAUCAACAACAAUCAUCACCACCGAGCGCUAGUCAGCCCUUACAGCCCAAAUUAAGUUCAUCCUCUGUUGGUGAAAAUGAUAAUCGCCUUAAUUGUGAUGAUUUAAAGUCAAUCGGAAGCUCAUCAAGUCGACAUCAAAGUAUCUCAGAGGAAAGAACCGCCGAGGAACUCGGAGAUUUCCAACUCCAUUUUCCACCCUCCAUCAAUAUUGUGCCCUCUCUCCACCUUGACUCGGCUUCACCCGAUUUACCUUCACCACCUUCGACCUUCAGUCAACCUCACCCUCUCCUUUACCAGAAUCCACCACCAAUCCAUCCACCCCCACCCUUACCCUACCACCACCGUCACCAUUAUCAUCACACUCCCCUUGGAUCAUCACCAGCAACCAAAUUAACUAAUCAAGUGACACUUUCACCCUCGUCGGCUACUAGCCCACCCCAAGGGCAAAUUGAUAUGGCGGUAAUGGUGGGAGAAGGUGGGGAAAGUGUCAGUGGAAAUUUCAAUCCACCAACAACACAAGCUCAACUUAAUCACGACAAUUUAACUAAUUGUUUUUAUAUUAGUGCACCGACAUAAUUAUUAAUUUAAGAGAAAGACAAUAAUUUAAUUGUUAACUAUUUCUGCCUCAUUGUUAAUUGUUUACUUUUCAUUAGAAUUUCUUUUUCUCUUCAUUUUCUUUAAAUACUCAAACAAUUAAAAAGUAAUUAAUUAACUUCCUAAAAAUACAAUCUCUGCCCACU